Pyrus x bretschneideri (Chinese white pear) is the source of this 1859-nucleotide messenger RNA. Its product is annotated as protoheme IX farnesyltransferase, mitochondrial-like. Bases 1 to 1572 code for a protein of 523 amino acids. Gene Ontology annotation, cellular component: mitochondrion; membrane. The record is from RefSeq and is a predicted model, not a curated record. The transcript has 8 exons. Gene Ontology annotation, biological process: heme biosynthetic process. Lineage: Eukaryota; Viridiplantae; Streptophyta; Magnoliopsida; Rosales; Rosaceae. Gene Ontology annotation, molecular function: protoheme IX farnesyltransferase activity.
AUGGAGCCCUUCCACCAUGGCUACUUGUCCUCCUUGGCACGCGCGAGGUUGCCGAAAGAGAAUUGGCGGAAGUGGAUGGGGGGAAGAGGCUGUCGAUGGGGACGGGGAAGGAGACAAAACCUUUUUGGACGUGUAGAGGGUGUAAAGGAGGUGUGGCGUGGAGGGUCGGGGGAAGCGUGUCAUGGCUAUUGGGCUGCUCCGUCCAUCUUUUCUUCUUCCUCUUUUCUCUUUCUCUCUGAAUUGACGACACCACGAUGUGGAGGAACUCGGAAGAGUUUAUCUUCCAAGUUCCAGAUAUCCAUCAACCCACUCUACCUCCUAUCCUCCGCCUCCUCAUCCGCCGAACACGGCGGCGUUCAACCUCUGCUGCUCUCUCACUCACUCUCCCAAUCCCACCCCUACUCUCCUUCCCCUUCGCCUUCAGAUUCUCUAAAGAUCGGGCUUCACCGAUCCGAUGGAGUCGGAGCGCUUUCGGCAACAGCUGAUCUCCCGUCGUUGGCUUCCAGGGCCUCGCACUUGGCCCGCCACUAUGGGCAAUGCUAUUGGGAGCUCUCCAAAGCUCGCCUCAGCAUGCUAGUCGUCGCAACUUCUGGAACUGGGUUUAUUCUUGGAAGUGGCCAUGCCAUUCAUUUUGCUGGACUUUGUUGCACAUGUGCUGGUACCAUGAUGGUUGCAGCAUCUGCUAAUUCCUUAAAUCAGGUGUUUGAGAAGCAAAAUGAAGCCAAAAUGAAUAGAACGAAGAACAGACCAUUACCUUCAGGACGCAUUACGAUCCCUCAUGCAGUCACCUGGGCAUCCGCUGCUGGUUUAGCUGGCACUGCUUUGUUAGCAAGCAAGGCUAAUAUGUUGGCAGCUGGUCUUGGAGCUUCAAAUCUAAUACUUUAUGCGUUCGUCUACACUCCAUUGAAGCAGAUUCACCCUGUGAAUACAUGGGUUGGUGCUGUUGUUGGUGCUAUCCCUCCGCUUCUAGGUUGGGCUGCAGCUUCCGGCCAGGUUUCCCUCAAUGCAAUGCUACUCCCAGCUGCUCUCUACUUUUGGCAAAUACCUCAUUUUAUGGCCCUAGCAUACUUGUGCCGUAAUGACUAUGCUGCUGGAGGAUUUAGGAUGUUCUCCCUUGCUGAUGCUUGUGGUAAGAGAACGGCCUCAGUAGCUUUAAGGAAUUGCAUAUACAUGAUCCCUUUGGGGUUCUUGGCCUAUGACUGGGGUAUGACGUCUGGAUGGUUUUGUCUUGAAUCUACUCUUCUUACUCUCGCGAUAGCUGCAACAUCAUUUUCGUUCUUCCGAGACCGUACUACACAUAAAGCAAGGAAGAUGUUUCAUGCCAGCCUUCUUUACCUUCCUGUAUUUAUGUCGGGGAUUAUGUUCCACCGCAUCGUUGAUAAUCAACAAAGCCUUUCUGAAGAGAAUUUAGAGAGUAGUGUUGAGCUUUCAUUGUCCUCACAAGACGGCAAUGUCAAACGGAAGACUAGGUCGAGGAAUUCCACAGAUGGCUCACAAGUUCGCCUACCUCUAUCAUACGCCUCUAUUGCACCGUUUCCGUUUCUCCCAGUUCCUUCGUAUGCCGAUCCAUGAUAUGCUUCUGGGUCCCUUGUUUUGUACCAUGAAACGUCGAAAGCUGCCCAAUAAAGUAUUUUUGUUCAAAGAGCAGUGUCUUUCCCCAAGCAAACGUCUCCCGGAAAGGUAGAAAGCCUGUAUUCUUUUGCAGAUUGCAAGUUUCUUGUCGCGAAUGUAUUUUUUGCUUUGUAGUGUUGGAGGUUUAGGUGUUUGAGUUUGUAAUGCAUUGUUGAUUUAAAGUAUACGAAUAAGGCGGCCAUCUGUUCAAUGAUUAUGGAAGAGCAGCUAUUGAUUUUUUUGCAGAA